Molecule: messenger RNA, 960 nt
Organism: Saitoella complicata NRRL Y-17804
Lineage: Eukaryota; Fungi; Ascomycota; Saitoellomycetes; Saitoellales; Saitoellaceae
Product: DUF6-domain-containing protein
Exons: 2
Cellular component (GO): membrane
Source: RefSeq, a predicted model, not a curated record
AAUGACAAUACGGGAAUUCUGAUCAUCGCACUCGCUCAGCUAUUCUUUUCAUGUAUGAAUAUCAGUGCUAAGCUACUGAGUGGGUAUGGAGUACCGGCACUGGAGAUCGUGUUCGUCCGAAUGAGUAUAACAUAUGUACUUUCCAUUGCGUACAUGUGGCACAACGACAUCCCGGACUUCAUCCUCGGACCACCCGGCAUCCGUCUCCUCCUCAUCAUCCGCGGCGCAAUUGGCUUUUGGGGUUUGUUCGGAAUAUACUAUUCCCUCCAAUACCUUUCGCUGUCAGAUGCCACCACGAUCACCUUCAUGGCUCCGAUAUUGGCGGGAAUCUUGGCUUGGUGGUUUCUUGGUGAGCCGUAUACGCGGGUCGAGGCAUGCGGAGGACUUGUGAGUUUUCUUGGGGUGGUUUUGAUUGCAAGGCCAGCGUCUCUGUUCUCACAUACACAAGAUGCUCCGGUAUCUUCGCCUUCAAACGAUCCAGGGGUCAUUGGUUCUGAAGCUGUGUCGGAGGCCGAUCAGACACACAGACUUUACGCCCUCGGCAUCGCCCUACUCGGCGUACUCGGCGCAGCAGGUGCCUACACCGCGAUCCGUGCAAUCGGCAAACGCGCUCACCCCCUCAUUUCCGUCUCGUACUUCGCCCUCUACUCCACUAUUUUCUCCUGCAUCCUUUCCCUCAUCUUCCACACACCUUUCCACUUCCCUCUCAACCCCAUCCCAAUCAUCCUUCUCCUCGUCAUUGGCGUCUCGGGAUUCGCUGCACAGUUUUUCUUGACGAUGGGGCUGCAGAGGGAAAAAGCUGGUAGGGGAACGAUGAUGGUGUAUCUGCAGUGUGUGAUUGCGUUUUUGGGGGAGUGGGCUGUAUGGGGACAUGUUCCCGAUAUUUGGAGUUGGUUGGGUGCGACAUUCGUCUUGGGAGGUGCCAUUUGGGUUGCGAUCACGAAGGCAAAGAAAGGAGAG